Molecule: messenger RNA, 1743 nt
Organism: Orcinus orca (killer whale)
Lineage: Eukaryota; Metazoa; Chordata; Mammalia; Artiodactyla; Delphinidae
Product: inactive tyrosine-protein kinase transmembrane receptor ROR1
Exons: 5
Coding region: 27-1034 (335 amino acids)
Molecular function (GO): signaling receptor binding; endopeptidase activity
Source: RefSeq, a predicted model, not a curated record
AGUCUUACCUGGCCCUCGAUGAACCGAUGAAUAACAUCACCACGUCCCUGGGGCAGACGGCAGAACUGCACUGCAAAGUCUCUGGGAAUCCGCCUCCCACUAUCCGCUGGUUCAAAAAUGAUGCACCUGUGGUCCAGGAGCCCCGGAGGAUCUCCUUUCGGGCAACCAACUACGGCUCUCGGCUACGGAUUAGAAACCUCGACACCACAGACACGGGCUACUUCCAGUGCGUGGCGACGAAUGGCAAGAAGGUGGUUUCUACCACUGGAGUCUUGUUUGUCAAGUUCGGCCCCCCUCCCACUGCAAGUCCAGGGUCCUCAGAUGAGUACGAAGAAGAUGGAUUCUGUCAGCCGUACAGAGGGAUUGCGUGUGCAAGAUUUAUUGGCAACCGCACUGUCUAUAUGGAGUCUCUGCAUAUGCAAGGGGAAAUAGAAAAUCAGAUCACAGCUGCCUUCACCAUGAUCGGCACCUCCAGUCACUUGUCUGAUAAGUGUUCUCAGUUCGCCAUUCCUUCCCUGUGCCACUACGCCUUCCCAUACUGUGACGAAACCUCAUCUGUCCCAAAGCCCCGGGACUUGUGUCGCGAUGAAUGUGAAAUCCUGGAAAAUGUCCUGUGUCAGACAGAAUACAUUUUUGCGAGAUCAAAUCCCAUGAUUCUGAUGAGGCUGAAACUGCCGAACUGUGAAGAUCUCCCCCAGCCAGAGAGCCCCGAAGCUGCAAAUUGUAUCCGGAUUGGAAUUCCCAUGGCGGAUCCUAUAAAUAAAAAUCACAAGUGCUAUAACAGCACAGGUGUGGACUACCGGGGAACUGUCAGUGUGACCAAAUCAGGGCGCCAGUGCCAGCCGUGGAAUUCCCAGUACCCACACACACACACCUUCACCGCCCUCCGCUUCCCAGAGCUGAACGGAGGGCACUCCUACUGCCGCAACCCAGGGAAUCAGAAGGAAGCUCCCUGGUGCUUCACCUUGGAUGAAAACUAUAAGUCUGACCUGUGCGACAUCCCAGCAUGUGGUAAAUACCGUCAUUGCCUUUAAAGGAUUCAGUCACUUUAAAAGAUCCGCACUCCAUGCCCCUUCCCUUAGGAGAAUCGUGUAAGGGGGCAAAGGAGACUGAUAGUGUUUGUUUGAUCUCAAACUGUUUCUAGGAUAGAUAAACUUGCUGCUUUGACAUAAAACACGUUUUAGGGUACCAAAGCACACUCUCAAGGAGGAAACUGCUUUUAUCCCUGCAGCCAUUGUGUUAGUGAGUAUAACAGGCACCGUCUCCCCAGAAGUACAGCUUCUCACCAUCAUUCAUGUAGUGAAAUGUGUUACCCACGAUGGUCUGUGUCCAGGUGUACCUUUUUUAGCACAACAGGUGUAUUGGAAGCAGAAAGAGAAUUGUUUUCCCUGUGUCCUUGAGAACACCCACAAGGGAGGAUGAAUCUAUAGCCAUUACUCAGUGAUCCAAGGCAACCUGUGGAUAAACUGUGUCCUUCAUCUCUUCCUUUUAUACUGCAGAAGUAUAGAAAGAAAAUGAAGUUUCUGAAUCAGUUUGUUCCUUUUUCUAGAAAAUGUUUGGAAGGUAGGAGAAAGAGAGUGGAAAUGCUGCUGAUACCUGGAGUCUCAGACUUUUUUGGAACUGAUUCAACUUCCUUAUCCUAGUUCUACUGAUAAUGUCACCUGGGUUUCCCAGGCGUAGUGGGAGAGUCAGGAUGUCACAGGAAAGCCACACCAAGUAAAAUGGAGCUAAUAAUGAUAUACA